Molecule: messenger RNA, 6095 nt
Organism: Pteropus alecto (black flying fox)
Lineage: Eukaryota; Metazoa; Chordata; Mammalia; Chiroptera; Pteropodidae
Gene: SYNGAP1
Product: synaptic Ras GTPase activating protein 1
Exons: 16
Coding region: 168-3884 (1238 amino acids)
Biological process (GO): regulation of GTPase activity
Source: RefSeq, a predicted model, not a curated record
UGGAGGCCGCCCCCGCUGCGCCCUUCCGGCCCUCGCAAGGCUUCCUGAGCCGGAGGCUAAAAAGCUCCAUCAAACGCACGAAGUCACAACCCAAACUUGACCGGACCAGCAGCUUUCGCCAGAUCCUGCCUCGCUUCCGAAGUGCUGACCAUGACCGGGCCCGGCUGAUGCAGAGCUUUAAGGAGUCGCACUCUCACGAGUCCUUGCUGAGUCCUAGCAGUGCGGCUGAGGCCUUGGAGCUCAACUUGGAUGAAGACUCCAUUAUCAAGCCAGUGCACAGCUCCAUCCUGGGCCAGGAGUUCUGUUUUGAGGUAACAACUUCAUCAGGAACAAAAUGUUUUGCCUGUCGUUCUGCGGCUGAAAGGGACAAAUGGAUCGAGAAUCUACAGCGGGCAGUAAAACCCAACAAGGAUAACAGCCGCCGCGUAGACAAUGUGUUGAAGCUGUGGAUCAUAGAGGCUCGGGAGCUGCCCCCCAAGAAGCGGUACUACUGUGAGCUAUGCCUCGAUGACAUGCUGUAUGCACGCACCACCUCCAAGCCCCGUUCGGCCUCAGGGGACACCGUCUUCUGGGGCGAGCAUUUUGAGUUUAACAACCUGCCGGCUGUCCGUGCCCUGCGGCUGCAUCUGUAUCGUGAUUCAGACAAAAAGCGCAAGAAGGACAAGGCGGGCUAUGUCGGACUGGUGACUGUGCCCGUUGCCACCCUGGCUGGGCGCCACUUCACAGAGCAGUGGUACCCCGUAACCCUGCCAACAGGCAGCGGGGGUUCUGGGGGCAUUGGGGGCUCAGGAGGGGGAGGGGGCUCGGGAGGUGGUUCAGGGGGCAAGGGCAAAGGAGGUUGCCCAGCUGUGCGGCUGAAAGCACGUUAUCAGACGAUGAGCAUCCUACCCAUGGAGCUGUAUAAGGAGUUUGCAGAGUAUGUCACCAACCAUUACCGGAUGCUUUGUGCAGUACUGGAGCCUGCCUUGAAUGUCAAGGGCAAGGAGGAGGUUGCUAGUGCACUGGUUCACAUCCUGCAGAGUACAGGCAAGGCCAAGGACUUCCUUUCAGACAUGGCCAUGUCUGAGGUGGACCGGUUCAUGGAACGGGAGCACCUCAUAUUCCGCGAGAACACGCUCGCCACUAAAGCCAUAGAAGAGUACAUGAGACUGAUUGGUCAGAAAUACCUCAAGGAUGCCAUUGGAGAAUUCAUCCGUGCUCUGUAUGAGUCCGAGGAGAACUGCGAGGUGGACCCCAUCAAGUGCACAGCGUCGAGUCUGGCAGAGCACCAGGCCAACCUGCGAAUGUGCUGUGAGUUGGCCCUGUGCAAGGUGGUCAACUCCCAUUGCGUGUUCCCGAGGGAGCUGAAGGAGGUGUUUGCAUCUUGGCGACUGCGCUGCGCAGAGCGGGGUCGGGAGGACAUUGCUGACAGGCUGAUCAGCGCCUCGCUCUUCCUGCGCUUCCUCUGCCCUGCCAUUAUGUCGCCCAGUCUCUUUGGGCUCAUGCAGGAGUACCCAGAUGAGCAGACCUCACGAACCCUCACCCUCAUCGCCAAGGUCAUCCAGAACCUAGCCAACUUUUCCAAGUUUACCUCAAAGGAGGACUUUCUAGGAUUCAUGAAUGAGUUUCUGGAGCUGGAGUGGGGUUCCAUGCAGCAGUUCCUGUAUGAGAUCUCCAACCUAGACACACUGACCAACAGCAGUAGCUUUGAGGGUUACAUCGACUUGGGCCGAGAGCUCUCCACACUGCAUGCCCUGCUCUGGGAGGUGCUGCCCCAGCUCAGCAAGGAAGCCCUCCUGAAGCUGGGCCCACUACCCCGGCUCCUCAAUGACAUCAGCACAGCUCUGAGGAACCCCAACAUCCAAAGGCAGCCAAGCCGCCAAAGUGAGCGGCCCCGGCCUCAGCCCAUGGUGCUGCGGGGCCCAUCGGCUGAGAUGCAGGGCUACAUGAUGCGGGACCUCAACAGCUCUAUGGACAUGGCUCGCCUCCCCUCCCCAACCAAGGAAAAGCCACCUCCACCACCCCCUGGUGGGGGUAAAGACCUGUUCUAUGUAAGCCGUCCACCCCUGGCCCGUUCCUCACCAGCAUAUUGCACGAGCAGCUCAGACAUCACGGAGCCGGAGCAGAAGAUGCUUAGUGUCAAUAAGAGUGUCUCCAUGCUGGAUCUGCAAGGUGACGGGCCCGGUGGCCGCCUCAACAGCAGCAGUGUAUCCAACCUGGCAGCCGUCGGGGACCUGCUGCACUCUAGCCAGGCCUCCUUGACAGCGGCCUUGGGGCUGCGGCCUGCACCAGCUGGACGCCUCUCCCAGGGGAGUGGCUCGUCCAUCACGGCAGCUGGCAUGCGCCUCAGCCAGAUGGGCGUCACCACGGACGGUGUCCCUGCCCAGCAACUGCGCAUCCCCCUCUCCUUCCAGAACCCUCUCUUCCACAUGGCUGCUGAUGGGCCAGGCCCCCCAGGGGGUCACGGAGGGGGUGGUGGCCACGGCCCACCCUCCUCCCAUCACCAUCAUCACCACCAUCACCAUCACCGAGGUGGAGAACCCCCAGGGGACACCUUUGCCCCAUUCCAUGGCUACAGCAAGAGCGAGGACCUCUCCUCAGGGGUCCCUAAGCCCCCUGCUGCUUCCAUCCUUCAUAGCCACAGCUACAGUGAUGAGUUUGGACCCUCUGGUAGUGACUUCACCCGUCGGCAGCUCUCACUCCAGGACAACCUGCAGCAUAUGCUGUCCCCUCCCCAGAUCACCAUUGGUCCCCAGAGGCCUGCCCCCUCAGGGCCUGGAGGUGGAAGUGGUGGAGGGGGCAGUGGUGGGGGUGGCGGGGGCCAGCCGCCUCCGUUGCAGAGGGGCAAGUCUCAGCAGUUGACAGUCAGUGCUGCCCAGAAACCCCGGCCAUCCAGCGGGAAUCUGUUGCAGUCACCAGAGCCGAGUUAUGGCCCUGCCCGUCCACGACAACAGAGUCUCAGCAAGGAGGGCAGCAUUGGAGGCAGCGGGGGCAGCGGUGGCGGAGGGGGUGCGGGGCUCAAGCCCUCUAUCACCAAGCAGCAUUCUCAGACGCCAUCCACACUGAACCCCACAAUGCCAGCCUCUGAGCGGACGGUGGCCUGGGUUUCCAAUAUGCCUCACCUGUCAGCUGACAUCGAGAGUGCCCACAUCGAGCGGGAAGAGUACAAGCUCAAGGAAUACUCUAAGUCGAUGGAUGAGAGCCGACUGGACAGGGUGAAGGAGUAUGAGGAGGAGAUCCACUCACUGAAGGAGCGGCUGCACAUGUCCAACCGGAAGCUGGAAGAGUAUGAGCGGAGGUUGCUGUCCCAGGAAGAACAGACCAGCAAAAUCCUGAUGCAGUAUCAGGCUCGACUGGAGCAGAGUGAGAAGAGGCUAAGGCAGCAGCAGGUGGAGAAGGAUUCACAGAUCAAGAGCAUCAUUGGCAGGCUGAUGCUGGUGGAGGAGGAGCUGCGCCGGGACCACCCCACCAUGGCUGAGCCACUACCUGAACCCAAGAAGAGGCUGCUCGACGCUCAGCUCCUCAUCAGCCUCUCCCCGCUCAUGGCUGCCCUCCACACCAACAACCUCCACAGACCCCGCCCUCCUGACACCUUCCAUGUAGACCCAUCUCCCAAGGCACUGCCCAGACAGAGACAGAGUACUUCCUGCUAUCUCCCAGCUGGUUCAGUGAUACCUUACCAACACCAGGCAUCUACCCUGGACAGGCCCAGCACAGUGCCAGGUCACACUCCUUUUCCCACAAAACCCACCCCCAGCCUCCUCCCGACUCUCAGUCCUUCUCCUCUUCCUCUCCAGUGUAUGUCUGUCACCCCCCAUUUCACCAGAGCGUCCUUGGGGGUUGUGAGGUUAGGGGUGGGAUUCAUUAGGGGUGGCAGUGAUUAUGGGUUGGUGGACCCUGACUAGAGGGGCUGUGCUGACUGCAGCAGGUAGGUUGGGGUUUCUUCUUUCUUUCCUAACCUUGGUUCUCUAAACCUUCCUUCUACCUCUCACCUGCUUCUCUCUCUUCCUCCCUCUUAUAUCUGUGAGGUAAAAGGUAUACAGGGUUCCUCUUCAGCCCCACUGAAUGGGAAUUUGGAAGGGCUAGUUAACUCAGGGAGGUUUGGGGGGACCUGGAAAGAAUGCUGUUCAUAUGUGAAGACAGUCUGCAGCAAGGAGGAUGAAUGCAGCAAGGAGAAGCAAGAAAGGAGUCAUAACAGAUGUUAGGACUGGGCCAUGUGGCAUGGGAGCUGGAAGUGGGGUAAGAUGUCUCCCUAGAUAAGAUCAUGGGCUCAGUAGCCAUGUUGAUUCCCAGGCAGAGAUGCCAGGAACAGCAUGUUAAAUAACCUCUAUUUUUUUGUCAGAGCUUACAUCCCAGGGUUGCUAAUGCCACUCAUUCCCCCUCUCCCGCCACCCAGUGGCCUUGCUGGACACAUAAUGCUACCUAAAAAGCUAGUAAAUGGGAACCUGUCAGCCACCGACUUCAUUUCUGAGAUGCUUUAUUUUCUGUAGGGUUGAUCUGCAGCGGGCAGUGGCUUCUCACAUUGUAAUUUUAACUCUCUGCCUGCCCAACCUCUCUGUCAAAGUAGUUAGUGAUCUGUAAACAGAUGCUAAAAGGCACCAGGGGACCUCACCAUUUAAAGGACUCCCGCAGUGAAUUCUGUUAUAAAAUGAAUAAUGGCACCCUAAUUUAUCUACUUUCUAAAUUUGGGUCCGGGGAGGGUGGGGGGCAUGCCUGUGUGCUGUCACCAACAGACGAGCAGACGGAAGGAAAUCCGAGAUUUCCUUCCCCUGCUCUCCUGUCAUAAUCGGGAUCCCCUACCAUAUGUAAUUUUCUCUCUUGCUUAUCUAUAGAAAGUGUGUGAGAUGCUCAGCAAGCUAAGAAGGCAGCUUUGCUUAAGGCUGGGGUUUUGGCGAUCUUCUGAAAGGGGAGCUCUUUGAUUUGGAAGGGAGAGCUGAUCUGGGAGCCUCUACUUGGAAUAUUUUUGUAUUUUUUAGAAGUAUGCUCAGACAUAACUAGGUUGCCAGGCCUAAAUGCCCUAUGGCCCAGGAAAUAAUUGGGAAACUUUUGCUAAACCACUUUUAGGUAUUGGUGCCUCUGCAACUCAGCCAUUAAUUUAAAAAUUAAUUUUGUGCCUGUGUUUUAAGUCAGGUAAGCAACCAGAAGUAUAGUACAAAUGGAUUUCUUUUCUCCUAGCAGAGGAACAGAAGCCAGAGUUGAGGGCAGGAACCAGGAGUUGGUCCAGGAGCGUAGGGGGUGAUACAAUAGGACCUAGGGUGGGAGUAGGGUCUGGUACUCCUCACCCGUUAAGUAGGAGCCCAGGGUGAGGGACUGAAAGGAAUGUGGGGGUGGAAAGGAAUGAAGCAUUUCUGCUUCCUGGGGAUACAGAGAUUGGGGCAUGCUGUGUCUCUGCAGAAGUUCCUAGUCGGUUCUGGUUAGCAUGAGAGAGAGGCAGCCCUCCCACAAUAUUUUUAUCUUCCCACAUCACUUCCCUGAAUCCCCUUCCUUUCCCCCCAGUACAGUUAAACCUCUCUAAUUUGGAAUGUUAUAUUUGAGAAGAUGGCUACUCUGAAUAAGUGACAAAACUGAAUGACAGUGUCUAUUUAAUGAAAUACAUGUCUUCAAAAUAUAUACAGUAAGUAAACCUCAAUGAAUAAGGCUUUUCCACUGGAGGCCCUCAGGGAGCAUGCAUUAAUGAAUAGAUAGGAUUGAAAAGUCUGUUUUCUGGUAUAGGUUAAAUAUUCCUCCUACAGACACAUUUCCACUAUUAAUUUGCUUAGCAUACCCUUUCUUCAUAGAUAAAGGAAAACUCAAGCCCAGUUUUUGUUCAAAUUAUGAAAAAAUUCCAACUCCAUAGGGGUUUGGAUUAAUGAGGUUUUGCUGUACUGCCUCCCCUGUUCCCUCAACACAAAGUUCCUACCUUGGAUUGGGGGUGGGCUGGGAGGGGGCUCCAAGAGGAGGUGGGUAGGCUGGGCAGGGGAAGAUACAGGGGUUAUCUUGGGGGGUAGGUGGGAACUUGAUUCUUUUGAACUGGUUUCCUGGUGUGACUCCCUGGGUUGAAGGCCCCUGUUAGGAGUCUGGGGUAAGAUUCUCUUCUCCCUGAUCCCAGAAGAUGUAACUUCUACUGCAGGUGAGAA